AUGCCUAUUACUAUGAAAAGAGAGAUAAAAUUAAAUAAUUAUACAACGUGUGAAAUUUACAACCUCCUCUUGGACCAUAAUCUCGGCGCGGUGCUUCGAAGCCCCAUUCGCGCAGGUCGCCAGUUACACGGACCUUUGUUUUGGCCGUCCCUUGGGUUGUUAAGGAUAAGAAACUUCUCCGUUUAUUGCCAUGAAUCUGGACUAACCCUUGCGAGACCUCCAGGGGAGAGCGCUUCUCAAGAAGGGUUUAGGGUUCACCUGGAAGUUCUACCGUCAAUAGACUGCCCCCAGUUGGCGCCAGAUGUUCUCCCCACAAAAAUCGUCCAGAGUAUUCAGCAAGAACUCCAGCACAUCGGCGAGUCCCUGGAUGAGCUGGUGCUGCUGGUGAAUCCCGAGACGACAACGACUGAUCUUCCAUCAUCAACGGUGUCUUCAGACGAACCUGCAUCCCCCGGUUCUUCAUCAACGACAUCAGCAUCAUCUGGAGCUUCAGUUCAGUCAUCUACGACAGAUGCUCCGGUAGAGACAACUAAAACACAAGCUCCGGUAGAGACAACUGAAACACAAGCUCCAGUUGAGACAACUGAAACACAAGCUCCGGUAGAGACAACUAAAACACAAGCUCCGGUAGAGACAACUGAAACGCAAGCUCCGGUAGAGACAACUAAAACACAAGCUCCGGUAGAGACAACUAAAACACAAGCUCCGAGACAACCUAAAACACAAGCUCCGGUAGAGACAACUAAAACACAAGCUCCGGUAGAGACAACUAAAACACAAGCUCCGGUAGAGACAACUAAAACACCAGCUCCGGUAGAGACAACAGAAGUACCACCUGGCCCAAAGUCUUUUGAUGAGACAAAAGCCUCCUCAAGUGAACCAUCCCAACCGUCCUCGAGCGAGGAGCCGCAAACCUCCACAAGUGAACCAUCCCAAUCCUCUUCAAGCGAACAGCCUCAGACCUCCUCGAGCGCACCCACAACAACCAUCCCACCCACUCCCGUCUGCAUAACGAACGAGACAUCGAGCGGUAACGACGCAGACCUGUGCGAGCGCCUGACUUCGGUCCUGGAAGACAUCGAGGCCGUUACGAGCACCGUGGCCAAGGGAACCAUGGGCCAGGCUGAAUUGGACGACCUGAGGAACUGCUCCACGAGGCUUGACGAUGUGAUUGAGGACAUGCGCAACAACACAGACUUCCUCGCCAGCAGCGUUGACGUUGAGGAGCUGAUUGCGAGGAAAGAUGCUCUCGACGAGGUGCUGACGGAGGCCGAAAAAGCAGUGGAAGAUGCGCUGUCAACAGAUGACUACGACCCGACACUGGCCAUCGUUCUUGGUGUUCUGGGAGGCCUCCUGGGAGUUGGCAUCAUCGGCUACGUUGGCUUCACUUUCUAUAAGAAGAACAAGGCCAAAAAGGCACGGAAGAAUGAUAAUCCUAUGACAAGCAUGGAGAGAGGUUCAGGGCAAGACAAUAGCGCAUACGCCGGCAGCAGCAACAGAAUUAUCUAGGAAAUAAGAGGAACAUAUAGUAUAAAUUGUCUCAUGCUUUAACUUUGACUUUUCGAAAAGCUAAUUAUAUGUUCUUGUUCUUGUCUAGGGGUGAAACGAAAAAAGAAAUAAAAGAAGACUUAGCAAUCACGCAGAACUUAGGAUUACUCCGACUGCGUUAAAGGCAGUAAGUAGAAAAGACUAAAUAAAUGAUAAUGAUAAAAAUAAUACUGUCCAUGAAAUGAAAAAAAAAUAUAUAUAUGUAAGACAUGUUUUAAGUAUAAAUAAUACGCAUCACCUCAUUAGGAUUAAAAAAAAAAAAUGAAUCGGAGUGCCCAAGAGUUCGGGUGAGUUGCCAGUUUUUGUUUUUUCCAACGUAACACCAGCGAAAAGUCAAAGGAAAAAGCACUGAGCAAUGAGCCUUGUACUUACCAAUUCUCUAUAAUUGAGAUCUUAUUGUAUUGUCCACGUAUAAAUGCAUUUACAUAGUUUUGUCGUUUUACAUGUUGCACUGUAUUAUAUUGCAUAUUGCAAUGUAUUUCAUAGUAUGUGCCCUUUUAUGUCUUACAACCAUGCACCUUUUGUAUAAUAUGCUUAGCCGAUCCGCUAAAGCACGAUAACAUUAUUAUUACAGUUUA
Messenger RNA from Penaeus vannamei (Pacific white shrimp), 2126 nucleotides. The record is from RefSeq and is a predicted model, not a curated record. Lineage: Eukaryota; Metazoa; Arthropoda; Malacostraca; Decapoda; Penaeidae.